CACCUUCGGCCGCUCUUUCUCCCCCACCACGGCCACCGCAAUCAUAAACCCAGAUGUAAAUUUAGCUCAAAUCCAGCGACGCCAUUAUAUAAUUAUAUAAAUAUUCAUACUUAUAUGCACUCCAACGUAAAUGGGUCUUUUCCAACUGUAUUCACGCGAUGGUGUUCUUCUCCUCACAGACCUAUUUGGGAUUUGGUAUUUGGUGACUCGGUUCGGGCGGUACAGCUUUCUCCAAAACAGGUUAUGUUUCAGUUUGGUUGCUGCGAUUUGUUCUCUAAUUAUGUGGAGAGAUUUGGGUAAGGUUUGGAAUUUGGACUGAAUUGAAGACGUGGAGGUUAAGGGUUUAAUAUUAUUUUGCUGGGGAAGAGUUUUAAUGUGUAUGUGGGCAAGAGGGAUGAGUUUCAGCUGCUUUGGAGCAUUCAACUCCUGUAAAGAGAAGACUGGGUCUCAAACAGAAGAGAUUGCUACCUACAAUGUGAGGCUCUUUUCGUAUAAUUCAUUGAGAUCAGCAACAAAGGACUUCCAUCCAUCAAACAGGAUAGGCAGAGGUGGUUUUGGAGUUGUCUAUAGGGGAGUUUUAAGGGAUGGUACUAUUGUUGCCAUCAAACGUCUGUCUACUGAAUCAACACAAGGAACCAAUGAACUUUUGACUGAGAUCAAUAUGAUUUCAAAGAUCCAUCACCUAAAUCUGGUUGAAUUGAUUGGUUGUUGCAUUGAGGGAAGCAAUCGGAUACUGGUGUAUGAAUAUCUUGAGAAUAACAGCCUGGCUCAUGCUUUACUAGGUCCAAAAGCUAAACAUGUCUCUCUGGGUUGGCCUAAGAGGACUGCUAUUUGUAUGGGUACAGCUUCUGGUCUUGCAUUUCUCCAUGAGGAAGCUGAACCUCAUAUUGUCCAUCGAGAUAUAAAAGCCAGCAAUAUACUUCUUGAUGAAAACUUCCAUCCUAAAAUAGGAGACUUUGGCCUGGCAAAACUUUUUCCAGACAAUGUCACUCACAUUAGUACUCGAGUGGCAGGAACAAUGGGAUACCUAGCCCCCGAGUAUGCAAUGUUCGGACAGCUUACAAAGAAGGCAGAUGUGUAUAGCUUCGGGGUACUUGUGCUUGAAAUUAUAAGCGGCAGAAGUAGUGGUACGACAGCAUUUGGAGAGGAUCUACUGGUUUUGGUGGAAUGGGUAUGGAGGCUGAGAGAAGAAGGUAGGCUUCUAGAGAUUGUUGAUCCCGAACUGACUGAAUAUCCUGAGGAUGAGGUGUUGCGAUUUAUCAAGGUUGCACUUUUUUGUACCCAAGAAUCUUUUACUCAAAGGCCCAGCAUGAAGCAAGUGGUGGAGAUGCUCUCCAAAGAUGUCACCCUCAACGAGAACUUACUGACAGCGCCAGGAGUGUACCGACCAGAUACAUCUCAUCGUUUGGUCGAUGGUAAUUUGCAGGAAACAUCGAACAAAGGCAAGCAAUUGAUAAAUCCUUUCGGAACUUCAACUGCUUUCAGUAGCUAUGACAGUAUGACACUGAUGCACCCUAGGUGAUGCACGUACAGCUUGCCCUUCUAGCCGGAUAUUAUUUUCUUCAACUAUAUAUGGAAGCCUGACACUGUACAAGGUAGAAUCGACCACUCUGUUGAAGCAGCGCUUCUUGUUCUAAUCUUUUUUGGCAUAGUAAAUCUUUAUAUCUGCAACAACAGUGAUUUUGAUUUUGAUCAAACUAAUCAAGAUGAUAGAAGUGGGGGCAUAGAAAAGUUAUAGUUGUCCAUAUCUCAGUUGUAUUUUGCAGUUCGUAGGAGUGAUAAUUGUGCUGUAGAAUGCCGUCCCUAACAGCCUGCUUUAUCUUUUCUUUCUUCGCUUAAAUGCAGUUCCUGGUAUUUGAGAACAAGUUUGAAAUGGCCUGUUCAUGUCAUAAAGUUCUGUAAUGCUUGUUCACAUUUUAACAUGCACCU
Molecule: messenger RNA, 1929 nt
Organism: Diospyros lotus (date-plum)
Lineage: Eukaryota; Viridiplantae; Streptophyta; Magnoliopsida; Ericales; Ebenaceae
Product: cold-responsive protein kinase 1
Exons: 7
Coding region: 374-1522 (382 amino acids)
Biological process (GO): protein phosphorylation
Molecular function (GO): ATP binding; protein kinase activity
Source: RefSeq, a predicted model, not a curated record